Rhincodon typus (whale shark) is the source of this 2023-nucleotide messenger RNA. RefSeq names its product solute carrier family 35 member F6 (gene slc35f6). NCBI's taxonomy places the organism in Eukaryota, Metazoa, Chordata, Chondrichthyes, Orectolobiformes, Rhincodontidae. The coding region runs from base 94 to 1215 and encodes 373 amino acids. The transcript is spliced from 6 exons. Gene Ontology annotation, biological process: transmembrane transport. Gene Ontology annotation, cellular component: membrane; intracellular membrane-bounded organelle. Gene Ontology annotation, molecular function: transmembrane transporter activity. The record is from RefSeq and is a predicted model, not a curated record.
UUCUGGUUCCCUCGAUCACGAGGGAAGGAAGGGCUAUUUCCAUAUAAAAAAAACCAGUGGGCUAAAGUAGAAUUGAUACAUUUCUGGCUAUUCAUGGCGUGGACUAAGUACCAGAUUUGCCUAGCAGCGAUGAUGCUGAUUACAGGGUCUAUUAAUACGCUGUCGGCUAAGUGGGCUGAUGGAUUUAGUGCCAAAGGUUGCCAUGGAUCACAGACACACCUGUUUAAUCAUCCUUUCCUUCAGGCAGUAGGAAUGUUUCUUGGGGAGGUCUCCUGUUUAGCUGUGUUUUACAUAAUCGUGUGUCAUGAUCGACGAAAACCAGAACCCCAAAUGGCUUCUGCAAGGAAGUUCAACUCUUUCAUUUUCCUACCCCCUGCACUAUGUGACAUGACUGCCACCAGUAUUAUGUACAUCGCUUUAAACUUGACCAGUGCAUCCAGUUUUCAGAUGUUACGAGGAGCUGUUAUCAUCUUCACUGGCCUGCUCUCUGUUGCCUUCCUAGGCCGUCAUUUAACAGCUAGCCAGUGGGUGGGGAUUUUUUUCACUAUCUGUGGUCUUGUGGUAGUGGGCCUAGCAGACUUUGUCAGUGGAAAUAAUGACCAAGGCAGCAAGUUAUCUCAUGUUAUAACUGGGGACCUCCUAAUUAUCAUUGCACAGAUCAUUGUGGCUAUUCAGAUGGUGCUCGAGGAGAAAUUUGUUUAUAAACAUGAUGUACACCCACUUCGAGCUGUGGGUACUGAAGGAAUGUUUGGCUUCAUCAUCCUAACUCUGCUGCUGAUUCCAAUGUACUACAUUCCUGUGGGCCAAUUCAGUGGAAAUCCCAGAGGUGUCCUUGAAGAUGCAUUGGAUGCUUUCUGUCAAAUAGGUCUAAAGCCACUAAUCUUUGUAGCCCUCUUGGGAAACAUCUUGAGCAUUGCAUUCUUUAACUUUGCUGGUAUUAGUGUCACAAAAGAAAUCAGUGCAACCACAAGGAUGGUUUUGGACAGUCUGAGGACCUUGGUAAUCUGGAUAGUGAGUCUCGCAGUGGGUUGGGAGCAGUUCCACGGUCUCCAAAUUCUAGGCUUUUUAAUUCUGCUGGCAGGUGCUGCACUCUACAAUGGCUUCCAUAAGCCAGUCCUAGCAAAGCUUCCCUGGCGCAAGGAGCGAAUGGAGGAAGAAUACGAAAGGGAACGAUUAUUGACUGAAAACAAGGACUCCAUUAAUGUCAGCCCAUGAAACUAAUGGUUUGAAGUUGCUCAUGGUUUGCCUCUUUUUAAAUGGAAGCUAACUUGUUUUCCAAUUGAAGCAGAUCCACUUAAACUAAAUUCCUUAAUAUGUUUUCAUGGUACUCCAAGACUAUACACAAUUGCUGGAAUAUUAUGCACAAUUGUUUUAUUUUUUCUAUUGGCAGCCAUGAGCCAGACAGAUGUGCUGAAACACUUGGGCAAUUUAUAGAACUGAUAUGCUGAGGAAUGAGUGACUUGUACAUACUGUAAGUGGCAUUGGUUAUUGAUGCUGCAGCUAAGAAGCUUUUGAGAUUAAAAAUGGGAGGGAAAAAUAAUAAACAUACCUUUUUUUUUUUGGUUUCCUAUUUUGUCUAAGGAGAAAUCUCCAAUCCUGCAGCAGGCUGUAGUUCGUGUUCCAGUGCUGGAUUUUUCUCACCCAGAGCUCUCCUCUUGGGUGCUACAGAUUUGCCAACAGUGAAGUAGCCUAAUUUUGGUGAUGCCUCUGUUUUACCACCUUGCCAGUCUUGCAAUGAUUCUGUUUUCCCCCCCUCACCUUCCUCCUCCUCUUUGUGCAGGUCUAUAUUGAACAGAUUUAAAACACUAAGUGUAGGUUUUUAAACUCUGCUUUUCAUCACUGUACAGAAUUCUUUUAAAUCAUUAGGGAGUAUUCCAUGACUAAAGUAAAAGUUGAUUUUUCUGAUGGGCAUUCUCCAUGUACAUUCCAAGGAAGUAAUUUAUUUUGCUUUAAUGUGAAAUGAAAAUGUGUAUAUAGUUACAAAUUUAUUGCUUCAAAAUAAACCACUAUUCUAGAUAAAUAA